AUGUCUCUGGCCUUUCCCAUCAGUCUGGACAGGAUUUCUUGGGAGUACUCUUGUGUGCCUACAACAAAGAAAUGUGAUGAGGUGUUGGCCACGCCGCUUCCCUACAGCGCCUUCUCUGCAUCCUCAGUGCUGUCUGGAGGAGACUACGGUGCUGGCUAUGCCAAACUCAACAGGAGAGGAGGGGCCGGGGGCUGGUCACCCAUGAACUCCGACCGCUCUCAGUGGCUGCAGGUGGACCUCCGGGGCAGGAAGCAGAUCAACGCCAUAGCAACGCAGGGCCGCUACAGCAGCUCUGAUUGGACGAAGCAGUACCGCUUCCUGUACAGCGACACGGGCAGCAACUGGAGGGCCUACCGACAGGAUGGCACCAUAUGGACGUUCUCUGGUAACUGGAACUCUGAGAAGGUGGUGCGUCAUGAUCUGCAGUACUCCAUCGUGGCGCGGUACCUACGCUUCAUCCCCCUGGAGUGGAGCGAGGAGGGGCGCAUCGGGCUGCGUGUCGAGGUGUACGGAUGUGCCUACUGGUCUGACGUGAUCAGCUUCGACGGCCAGGGCGUGAUGUCGUACCGCUUCCGGGCCAAGAAGAUGCGCAUCCUGAAGGACCUGAUCCGCCUGAAGUUCAAGACGACCAAGGGGGAGGGGGUCCUCCUGCACGGGGAGGGCCAGCAGGGAGACUACAUCACACUGGAGCUGAAGAGGAGCCGGCUGUGGCUGCAGAUCAACCUGGGAAGUAAUCAGCACGGCUCCAUCCUGGGCCACACGGCCGUUUCCAGCGGCAGUCUCCUUGACGACGACCACUGGCACAGCGUGGUGAUCGAGAGGCUGCGGCGCAGCGUCAACUUCACCCUCGACCAGCACACGCACAACUUCCGCACCAAUGGGGAGUUCGACCAUCUGGACCUGGACUACGAGAUCAGCUUCGGGGGCAUGGCUGUAUCUGCUAAGCCCAUAUCUGGGGGUCGGGAGAACUUUGUGGGCUGCAUGGAGGCCAUCGAGUACAACAACGACAACAUCACCAACCUGGUCCGCAGGAAGAAAGUCGACACCUCCAGCUUUGUACGACGCAACUUGACGUUCUCGUGUGCGGAGUCGCGGACGUUCCCCGUCUUCUUCAACGCCUCCAGCUUCCUGCUGUUGCCGGGGCGGAGCGACGGAGACACCAUGUCGGUGAGCCUGAUGUUCCGCACCUGGAACCCUAGCGGCCUGCUGCUGUUCUCUCCGCUGGUGUACGGCGGCGUGGAGAUCAGCCUCAUGGACGGACGCGUCACCGUGCACAUCUACGUCUCGCAGAAGCAGAGCACACGCGUCGACAUAUCCUCAGGCUCGGGUCUGAAUGACGGGCAGUGGCACACCGUCCACUUCCUGGCUCUGGAGAACUUCGCCAUCCUCACCAUCAACGGAGACGAGACGUCGUCAGUGAGGACCACGCUGCCCGUCAUGGUGCGCACCGGGGGAUCCUACUACUUUGGAGGCUACUUCCCGCGGACCAACCUGUCCCCCACCCAGAGGUCCUUCCAGGGCUGCAUGCAGCUGAUCCACGUGGACGAGCAGCUGGUCGACCUGCAGGCGGUGGAGCAGGGCACGCUGGGGACCUUCGAGAAUGUCAGCCUCGACAUGUGCGCCAUCAUAGACCGGUGUGUGCCCAACCACUGUGAGCAUGGUGGACGCUGCUCCCAGACAUGGGACUCGUUCAGCUGUGCGUGCGAGGGGACGGGCUACGCUGGGGCCACCUGCCACACCUCCAUCCAUGAGCAGUCGUGUGAGGAGUAUAAGCACCUGGGGAAGACCUCGGACAUGUACUGGAUCGAUCCAGACGGCAGCGGCCCACUGGAGCCAUUUAAAGUCAACUGCGUAAUGACAGAGGAUAAGGUGUGGACGACGGUGGCCAAUGACCUGCCUGUUCAGAGCCCUGUGAGUCCGGAGCCGGAGGCGUCCACAGUGCUGCACCUCAACUACAGCAUGUCCUCCGAACAGUUAAAUGCCAUCACCAGCAGCGCAGAGCACUGUGAGCAGCAUGUGGCCUACCACUGCCGCAUGUCACGCCUGCUCCACUCUCCAGAAGGGACCCCGUUCACCUGGUGGAUUGGAAAGGGCAACGAGAAGCACACGUACUGGGGAGGCUCUGGGCCGGGCGUCCAGAAAUGUGCCUGCGGGAUAGAGCGAAACUGCUCAGACCCCAGCCACUACUGCAACUGUGACGCAGACCAGAGGCAAUGGAGAGAAGAUUCCGGAAUCCUCAUGUACAAGGAUCACUUACCAGUCACUCAGGUGAUCGUCGGAGACGUCCACAGGUCUGGCUCGGAGGCCAGGCUCACCAUCGGGCCUCUGCGUUGCCAAGGAGACAGUAACUAUUGGAACGCUGCUUCCUUCAACACGCCGGCCUCCUACCUGCACUUCCCCACCUUCCGAGGGGAGACGAGUGCCGACAUCUCCUUCUACUUCAAGACCUCCUCCAGCUACGGGGUCUUCCUGGAGAACCUGGGCAACACAGACUUCAUACGCAUCGAACUCAAAUCACCCACCACCGUCUCCUUCUCCUUCGACGUGGGUAACGGCCCUGUUGAGCUGAUGGUCCAGUCCUCGGCGCCGCUGAACGACGACCACUGGCACCGGGUGGAGGUGGAGCGCAACGUCAAGGAGGCCACGCUGCAGCUGGACGGGCGGCACAGGGAGGCGCGGCCGGCACCGCCACAGGGGCACACACGCCUGCAGCUCUACAGCCAGCUCUUCGUCGGUGCAUCGGGUGGCCAGAGGGGCUUCCUGGGAUGCAUUCGCGCCCUGAAGAUGAACGGCGUGACCCUUGACCUUGAGGAGAGGGCGAGGGUCACCCCCGGGGUGAAGCCCGGCUGCUCAGGCCACUGCAGUAGCUACGGCAUGCACUGCCAGAACGGCGGCAAGUGUGUGGAGAAGUACAACGGCUAUUCAUGUGACUGCUCCUUGACCGCCUUCGAUGGCCCUUUUUGCACGGAAGACGUGGGCGGCUACUUUGAGAUGGACACCGUGGUGCGGUAUGACCUGAUGUCGGACUCGUCUGCCUCGUCCCUGCGUGACGUGAAGAGCGUGGCGGCGGCAACCCCGCUGCCGACGGAGGCCAACCUGACACAGGAGGAGCUGUCCUUCAGCUUCAGCACCUCCAACACGCCCAGCGUCCUCAUCUACGUCAGCUCCAGGACACAGGACUACCUGGCAGUCGUCAUGCGGCACAACGGCACCCUCCAGAUCCGCUACAACCUGGGCGGCCUGCGGGAGCCCUUCACCAUCAGCCUGGACCACCGCAACAUGGCCAACGGACAGCCCCACAGCGUCAACAUCUCCAGGAGGAACAGGCUCAUACAACUACAGCUGGACCACUAUCCUUCUGUUACCUACACAUUGCCAGAUGCUUCAGACACGGAGUUCAACCUUGUGAAGACCAUUUUCCUCGGGAAGGUCUUUGAAACGGGCCAGAUCGACCCUGUGAUCAUCGAGAAGUACAACACGCCCGGCUUCAUCGGCUGCCUGUCCAGGGUGCAGUUUAACCGCGUGGCCCCUCUGAAGGCAGCACUGCGACCAGGCAUCUCCUCGGCCGCCUCUGUGCAGGGGGUCCUCGUGGAGUCCAACUGUGGAGCCUCUCCGCUCACCAUCUCACCCAUGUCUGCAGCCUUCGACCCCUGGCAUCCAGAGUCAGCUGGUGCCCAGUUCCCAUUUAACGAGGAGAUAGUGAGCAGAGAUGGACUGAAUCGUGACUCUGCAAUCAUCGGGGGUAUCAUCGCCGUGGUGAUUUUCACCAUCCUGUGCACGCUGGUGUUCCUGGUGCGCCACAUGUUCCGCCACAAGGGGUCCUACCACACCAACGAGGCCAAGGGAGCCGAGGCAGCUGACUGUGCCGACGCCGCCAUCAUCGUCAACGACCCCGCCUUCACAGAGACUAUAGACGAGAGCAAGAAGGAGUGGUUCAUCUAGGACGGUGGAGGAGAGCAAGAAAGAGUGGUUCAUCUAGGUGAAGGAGAGCAAGAAGGAGUGUGGAGCAGAGCAGGCGGUUUCUGGGAGUC
This is a messenger RNA of Engraulis encrasicolus (European anchovy), 4031 nucleotides long. It is a transcript of the gene cntnap2b, whose product is annotated as contactin associated protein 2b. The transcript has 26 exons. Lineage: Eukaryota; Metazoa; Chordata; Actinopteri; Clupeiformes; Engraulidae. The record is from RefSeq and is a predicted model, not a curated record. The coding region runs from base 1 to 3942 and encodes 1313 amino acids.